GCUUUCGGUAAGAAGGAAGACGAGAGAGAGAUUACAAGAGAGGCCGCAAAAAAUAAAGAAAAAGGUCGCCUUUUUUACCUGCUUUUGCUGCAGAGAUCGCCAAUUGAAAAAAAAAACAGAAGUUGGUUAUGCCAUUAAUGGACUCUUUUGGUGGCUGGGAGAGGUGGGGAGAGAGAAAGAGGAGAUAGCUAGGGAGAAAAGGAAGAGCUUUUGGUGGAAUUUGAUGGCAAAUAAAGGGAAUUCGAGCCAGGGGCAGCAGCAGGAGCAGCAUAUCUCCUUUGGCUUGAUCCAGCCCUCCUCUUCGACGCAUGGAAACUUCAUCAGAAGUAGGGAGGCGGGGGCCUAUGACUUGGGAGAGCUGGACCAAGCACUGUUCAUGUAUCUUGAUGGGCAGGACCAUUCAUCAGCUCAAGAACAAAGACAGACUCUGAACAUUUUUCCUUCUCAACCCAUGCAUGUAGAGCCAUCUACAAAGGGCGAAAUUAGUUUGGUCUCUCCAACAAGCAGUGGUUCUAAGAAGUCACCAGAGCAAACCAUGGAGCUAGGCAACCCAAGAAGCAAUCCCCCAGCUUUGCCCGAGCCUGGGAAGGAUCUUAAAGCAGUAGUGAAGAACGAAGGAAAUAACAGAAAGGGCACAUCUAGUUCAGAGCAAGAAAGGCCCAAGACACCGGAUCCUAAGACACUGAGACGGCUUGCUCAGAAUAGGGAGGCAGCAAGGAAAAGCAGGCUAAGGAAGAAGGCUUAUGUUCAACAGCUAGAGAACAGUCGGAUCAAGCUAACUCAGCUAGAACAAGAGCUCCAGAGGGCAAGGGCUCAGGGUUUCUUCUUUGGUGGUGCACUUCUUGGGGAACAAGGCGGCUUCCCUCCCAGCAUCAGCGCACUCAGCUCAGAUGCUGCGAUGUUUGACAUGGAGUAUGCGAGAUGGCUUGAGGAGCACCAUCGACGGAUGUGCGAGCUUCGUGCUGCAGUGCAAGAACACCUACCAGAGAACGAGCUCCGGAUGUUUGUGGAGAACUGCCUGGCUCACUACGACGAGAUGAUUAACCUCAAGAGCUUAGUUAUCAAGUCUGACGUCUUCCACCUCAUCUCCGGCAUGUGGAAGACCCCUGCCGAGCGCUGCUUCUUGUGGAUGGGUGGCUUCCGCCCCUCCGAGCUCAUCAAGAUGCUUUUGAGCCACAUAGAGCCAUUAACAGAGCAACAGAUAUUGGGGGUGUGUGGUCUGCAACAGUCGACGCAGGAGACAGAGGAAGCGCUGAGCCAAGGACUUGAAGCCCUCCACCAGUCUCUACUGGAUACCGUCACCUCCGAUGCGCUGAGCUGCCCGUCCAACAUGGCUAACUACAUGGGCCAAAUGGCCAUUGCCAUGAACAAGCUCACCACCCUUGAGGGUUUUGUUCGACAAGCAGAUAAUCUGAGGCAUCAGACACUCCACCGGCUUCACCACAUUUUGACCACCCGUCAAAUGGCCCGAUGCUUGCUGGCCAUCGCUGAGUACUUCCACCGCCUCCGUGCACUGAGCUCCCUAUGGCUCGCUCGACCAAGACAAGAGUGAUUCUCUAAACCCUAGAAAGUGCACACACACAAAGAAAAGAAAAAAAAAGGAGAUCAGGAAAGAGUUUACAGCAGUGUGCCACCUCCAUCUAUUUCCUUGGUACUGAAUGGGAUUCUAUGGAGAAGUAGGCAGAUCCAUUAAUUAGAGUCCUUUCUAGAGAUGUAUAGAUAGAUAUAUGGAUACGUAGAUACACUGAAUUGAUGAAAUGUGGCCUAGGCUUCACCCCAUCCUCCUCUCUUCUUUCUCAGCUUACCUUAUCAUGAGGGUGAAUUUGUGGGAAAGUAGAGAUUUGAGGCAGUGUUUUCUGACUUGGUUGAUGGAGGGAGGAGAAACAAAAGGGAGGUGACGAUAUCUUUAGAGAAUUUCAGGAUGGAGAAGGUAAAGAAAAAGCAAUCUCUCUCUCUCUCUCUCUCUCUUCGCUGUAUGUUUUGAAGACCACAAGGUGUUCGCACGAACAGGAAGGGUGGGUGGGUCCACUUGUGCACGUGUCACCCUGUGGCGGUCAGACCCUGCAUGCUUUUGGAAUAUUUGGUGAAGGUGUCAGACGGGGCUCUGUAUUGAACUUUGGCCGGUGACAUUUUAUUUAGUUUGUCCUUUGUGUUUUUA
Elaeis guineensis (African oil palm) is the source of this 2158-nucleotide messenger RNA. Its product is annotated as bZIP transcription factor TGA10. Gene Ontology annotation, biological process: DNA-templated transcription; regulation of DNA-templated transcription. Lineage: Eukaryota; Viridiplantae; Streptophyta; Magnoliopsida; Arecales; Arecaceae. Gene Ontology annotation, molecular function: DNA-binding transcription factor activity; sequence-specific DNA binding. The record is from RefSeq and is a predicted model, not a curated record.